GCCAACAAAACGAGCUCGUUACGAGCUGUGAUUUUCAACGGGGAAAAGUAACUUUUCUCCGAUCCUUCCAAUCUUCAUACGGUUUUCCACGCUAGGUACGUCACUCAGUGCAGCGGAAUUGUUAAUUACAGUUACGCGGAGUGCAGAAUUUCUCGUGAUUUUCUUAAAAAAGUUUCCCUUAGUCACCCAAAAGGUAUCAGACAGACAACUCGAGAAACAAAAAUUAAUAAAUAUGUUUAUUUGGGACUGGUUCACCGGAGUCUUGGGUUAUCUAGGAUUAUGGAAGAAAAGUGGGAAGCUCCUGUUUCUGGGUCUGGAUAAUGCCGGAAAAACAACGCUGUUACAUAUGCUCAAAGAUGACCGACUAGCUCAACAUGUACCUACGUUGCACCCAAGUAACUAACUUAUAUUAACAACAU
Molecule: messenger RNA, 419 nt
Organism: Belonocnema kinseyi
Lineage: Eukaryota; Metazoa; Arthropoda; Insecta; Hymenoptera; Cynipidae
Product: GTP-binding protein SAR1-like
Exons: 3
Coding region: 233-403 (56 amino acids)
Biological process (GO): endoplasmic reticulum to Golgi vesicle-mediated transport; membrane organization; vesicle organization
Cellular component (GO): endoplasmic reticulum exit site; COPII vesicle coat
Molecular function (GO): GTP binding; GTPase activity
Source: RefSeq, a predicted model, not a curated record